This is a messenger RNA of Arabis nemorensis, 504 nucleotides long. Lineage: Eukaryota; Viridiplantae; Streptophyta; Magnoliopsida; Brassicales; Brassicaceae. The record is from the annotation of a GenBank genome assembly.
AUGGAUUAUCCUCGAGGGCAAAUUGAGUUAACCACUCGCAUUAACCUACUUCAACCAGAAGUGAUCAGAAACACCGUCAAAAUCAGGUUCGAUUUUAACGUCGAUGAAUAUCUCAGUGAUUCGACCGGUUUCCAAAUCCUAAUCGGUACUGAGCAAUCUUCGCCACCACGUCUCAUCGAAUUCAACCUCAGUAGCACCGAUCUCCGCCAGAUCCAUGAGAACUUAGCCAUCAGGAAAGCGAGUUCCUCGCCUCAAACAUCGCUCGUGUUAUUGCUACCAACAAUGGAAUGGGCUUUCAUUAACCUCGGCAUCGACUUCCUCGUGACAUUGACGUACCAGAGAGUUCUUUACAUCGACUUCGAUUUAUCCUCUUUCCUUGGAGAGGAUGAUGUGGUUGGGAGAUUGGUUAGAGAAGGGGAGAUCGACGAGGAGAUAUCGAAGAGUUUGGAUCUGGAAUCGAAGUCGUGUACUCAAUCUGUUUUGAGAAUCUUUUGGGUACUUUAG